CCCUUAUAAGAAUAGUUUAUUAAAAAUCAACACAUCAAUGUCAGUUACUUUAUUACUUGGUGCUCAAUGGGGUGAUGAAGGAAAGGGAAAGGUUUUGGAUUAUUUAAUUGGGCAUUACAAGAUUGGUAUUGUUGCUCGUUCUCAGGGAGGAAACAAUGCUGGCCACACUGUAGUCGUUAACAAUCACGAAUAUGAUUUCCAUCUUUUACCUUCUGGAAUGGCUAGAAAGGAAUGUGUAAAUAUAAUUGGGAAUGGUGUGGUCGUUAAUUUGGAUGCCUUAUUUUCUGAAAUUGAAAAGAAUGGGUUUAAAUUUGGAAAUGGAGAAGAUGAAGGGGACAGAAAGCUUUUUAUUAGUGAUUGUGCUCAUUUGGUACUUCCUGUACAUAUUGAAGCUGAUGGAUUUCAAGAAUCUUUGUUAGAAGAAAAAGCGUUAGGUUUUUUUGUGUUUUAUAUAAUUCUGGGCAGUCGUCUAGUUUACAUGGUCUCUAGAAAAAAAAGUGAGCAAGAAGUGCUCUGUCCGCACGUCCUACUUAUUUUUCUAGGGUCCAGUAAACCAGAUUACCUACAAUUCUUAAAUUUUUUUGAAAUACUUGGUGAUUCUAAAGAAAAAAUUAUUUUAUUUUUUAGAAAAUUAGGAACAACUAAAAGAGGAAUAGGCCCUACUUAUUCUAGUAAAUGCUUUAGGAUAGGUGUUCGUCUUGGAGAUUUGUUAAAUGACUCUCAAAACUUUGAAAAAAGAUAUCGGGAACAAGUUAAAUUUUAUUCCAAAAUAUUUUCGAAUAUAAACACCAAUGUUGAUGCUGAUCUUCAAAAAUUAAAGGAGCAUGCUUCUCGAAUAAAAAAGCUUGGUUUAGCUUGCAACACAACAAUGUUAUUACAUAAAUAUAGACAAGAAGGUCGAGCUAUACUUGUUGAAGGUGCAAAUGGGACUCUUUUGGAUAUUGAUUUUGGGACAUAUCCAUUCGUUACUUCUUCCAAUUCAACAGCGGGUGGUGCUUGUACAGGUUUAGGAAUUCCUCCAACUUGUAUUACACGUAUUGUGGGUAUAUCUAAAGCAUAUCAAACACGUGUUGGUUUUGGCCCUUUUCCAACGGAAUUAUUAAAUAAAGACGGAACAGCAAAUAAAGAAGGAGAAAAACUUCAACAAAUGGUGCUGAAUUUGGUUUUGGCAAUUACAAAAGUGGAUGUUUUGGAUACAUUUGAACAAAUACAAGUUGGAAUUGCUUAUAAUUUGGAUGGAGUUGAGAUUUUACAUCCCCCAGCAACAAUAAAUGAUUGGCACAAAAUCAAAGUUGAAUAUAAAACAUUUCCUGGUUGGAUGUCUGACACUUCUAAAGCUAGAACUUUUGAUCAAUUGCCACAGGAAUGUAGAGAUUAUCUUACUUUUAUUGAACAAAAUGUUAAAGUACCAAUUGAAUUUAUUGGUGUUGGAAAGAGUAGAGAUGCUUUAAUUGUUUGUAACAAAUUUGAAUGA
This is a messenger RNA of Meloidogyne enterolobii, 1474 nucleotides long. NCBI's taxonomy places the organism in Eukaryota, Metazoa, Nematoda, Chromadorea, Rhabditida, Meloidogynidae. The record is from the annotation of a GenBank genome assembly.